Molecule: messenger RNA, 1932 nt
Organism: Beauveria bassiana ARSEF 2860
Lineage: Eukaryota; Fungi; Ascomycota; Sordariomycetes; Hypocreales; Cordycipitaceae
Product: 6-phosphofructo-2-kinase
Exons: 2
Coding region: 1-1932 (643 amino acids)
Biological process (GO): fructose 2,6-bisphosphate metabolic process; fructose metabolic process
Cellular component (GO): cytosol
Molecular function (GO): ATP binding; 6-phosphofructo-2-kinase activity
Source: RefSeq, a predicted model, not a curated record
AUGAACAACCAGCUCAGCUCUUCGCCACCAAACUCGCUCUCGCCGACCAUUUCCUGCCACGAGCAGCAGCUUGCUGUCCAGCAGCUCAGCAACGAUGCAUCUCUCGCCCAACCUCUCGCCCCUACCUCGGCGCCCUCCUCUGCCAUGGCCACAAUCCUGCGCGCUACCAAUGACCUGACUGAGACGCCACCUUUCCCGCGCAGCGUUGGGUCGACCGCCCCCAGCUCUCCCAGGAUCCCUCCCCAUCGCCAAAAUUCCGGACACCAAACGCCUCGAGUCCGCCCUCAUGCCACCACCCUAAACAUCCCGGGCAUGACAAGAUCCCGCGUCUCUCCCGAUGGUCGAAUUCCGCAGCGCGAUGUCGCCGCCAAGCUUGUCAUCAUCAUGGUCGGCCUUCCCGCCCGUGGCAAGUCUUAUAUUACCAAGAAGCUCCAGCGAUACCUGUCGUGGCAACAGCACGAGUCCAGAAUAUUCAACGUCGGCAACAGGCGGCGCAAUGCCGCUGGAAUUCGCGUCUCGGUGCAGCCAAAGCUCAGCCCAGAGCCCCCGCGUCUCGACGGACCCGUCCACGCCGCCUCGAUUCUCCUCAACGGCCAUCCUGCGCCAAUGCCCAUGACUGGCGCCAACGACACGCCCACCGAUUUGGACCUGAAUAAAGCCGAUGAUCAAAUGGACCAAUCUGCCAAGUUUUUUGACCCCAAGAACGAAAAGGCAGCUGCGAUGCGCGAGCAAGUCGCCAUGGAUACCCUCGACGAGCUGCUAGAUUACCUUCUCAUCCAAGGUGGCUCCGUCGGCAUCUUUGACGCCACCAAUAGUACCAUUGCUCGCAGACAACACAUCGUCAACCGUAUCAGAGAUCGGGAGCCCAAGCUUGGAAUUCUCUUCAUUGAGAGUAUCUGCAGAGACCCGCUUAUUUUGGAAGCCAAUAUGCGACUCAAGCUGUCCGGCCCCGAUUACCGCGACAAGGACCCCACAAAGUCACUCGAAGACUUUAAGAAUCGUGUCGCUGCUUACGAGAGCGCUUACGUCCCACUUGGAGAGUAUGAAGAAGAAAACGACAUGCAGUACAUUCAAAUGGUUGAUGUGGGCCGAAAACUUGUCCAGCACAGACUAAAGGGCUUCUUGAGCGGCGGCAUCAGCACCUACUUGUCGAGCUUCAACUUGGCACCUCGACAAAUCUGGAUGACGCGGCACGGCCAGAGCGUCGACAACGAACUCGGCAAUCUUGGCGGCGAUUCGCCACUGACUGAACGCGGUCACUGCUAUGGCGAGUCUCUCUACCGCUUCAUCACCCAGAAGCGCAAGGAGUGGAUCAUGGAGCAAAAGAGCAAGAUGGCGCAGGCCACAUUCCCGCCGCUCCCUGGCGACAACACGCCGCCAUAUCCAGACAUGAACAGGGAGCUGGACGAGAAGAACUUUUGUGUGUGGACGUCUAUGCUCCAGCGCAGUGCCGAAACUGCCGAGUAUUUUGAAGCCGAUGACGAUUACGACGUGAAGAACUGGGAGAUGCUCAACGAGCUGAAUACUGGCCAGUUUGAGGGCAUGACCUAUCAAGAAAUUGCCACAAAACAUCCUGAAGAGUUCCACAAGCGCUCCGAGGACAAGCUCAACUACAUCUAUCCCGGUGUCGGCGGCGAAGGCUACCUACAGGUUAUCAGCCGUCUCCGCGACAUGGUGCGCGAGAUUGAGCGCAUCACCGACCACGUCCUCAUCAUCGGCCACCGCUCCGUCUGCCGCGUCCUAAUGGCCUACUUUAUGGACCUGACGCGCGACGACAUCACCGACAUGGACGUGCCUCUUGGAAUGCUCUACUCCAUUGAACCCAAGCCCUAUGGCAUCGCCUUUCACGCCUACAAGUACAACGAGGAGCAGGGCUGGUUCGACGAGCUCCCUCACUACAGGCCUCAAAAGGCGGCCCGCGGCACUGUCUAG